This is a messenger RNA of Vitis vinifera (wine grape), 1463 nucleotides long. RefSeq names its product two-component response regulator ARR22. The coding region runs from base 841 to 1263 and encodes 140 amino acids. The transcript has 3 exons. NCBI's taxonomy places the organism in Eukaryota, Viridiplantae, Streptophyta, Magnoliopsida, Vitales, Vitaceae. Gene Ontology annotation, biological process: phosphorelay signal transduction system. The record is from RefSeq and is a predicted model, not a curated record.
CAAAGCAGCUAUGAAUAGAAGCGAGCCUAAACUAUGGCCUCUACCUUUCAUUUCCUAUGAGCCCAACCUAGAGGCUUAAGCAAACAAUAUCCUUUUUAGACUUAAGAUAAGCAUUGCCUAAGCCACUUAAGCUUGAGCUUUAAUUAUCAACAUUUUUGUACUUCUUUUAAGGAGUUAUAUCUCUUCCAUCUUUUAUCUUUAAUUCAUCAUUUUCAUAUUACAUUUUUUUAUGGCCUAACUAGACCCCAACAUAUAAAGUAGAAUGGGUUUGAGCUUGAACCCUAGCUUUUAGGCGAACCAGGCCUAACCCAAGGACUUAAGAUAAUCUACUUCUAUCAAACCUAAGCAUAUUUAACCAAAUCCCAGCCAAUAGGUUUAAGUCAUUCAAUUUCCGUCCCUAGAUUAAAUAACUUCUUCUCGAAGUCUAUCUCAUUAAAGAUGUCCAAAUCCAAAAGUAGAUUUAGCAAAGCCACUAGUAUCUCAAGAUUAUAAUUUUACGUCUAAAUGUAAAAAGAUAUUUACAGAGUUGUCAGAACUUUUUAGAAUAUGAGAUUCUCUAGAUUUUCUUGCACCUAAGCGUAUUUACUAAAGAAGGGAAAUGUUCAAAAUAAUGGAUUUUAUUUUUAAGUCUAAUUUUAAGUAACACCAAACCAAGGCUAAACGACAACUUGCGUAUCCUAGUGGAUGUUGUCUUAAAUACAUGCUUGAGAAUCUCUUUUCAUCCCCUAUAUAUUAAACCCCAAGAACUAAUUUUAAGUAUCAAGCAAAAGAGUUUCCUUGUUUAUUCAAACUCUUCAUUUCUCUUAGUGUUAUCUUCGCCAAGAAAUUCAAGAAGAAAAAAUGGGAUUUGGAAAGGCUACAUCGAGCUCAAAGGCCAUGAAAAUCAUUGACACUGAAAAGAAGAUCUCUGUUCUCAUUGUAGAGGAUGAUCCUCUUAUUCAAAAAAUCCAUAAAGUGAUGAUGGCUAAAUUUGGAACUGAAGUCCAGGUUGUGGCAAAUGGUAAAGAAGUCGUUGACCUAUACCGCUCAGGCGCAUCUUUUGAUCUCAUCCUUAUGGAUUUCGAAAUGCCUAUUAUGGAUGGAUUUGAAGCAACCAAGGAGCUCCGCUCAAUGGGUGUUACGAGCAUGAUUGUAGGAGUGACAUCUCGUAGCCAAGACUCAGAGAUACAAGCUUUCAUGAAGUCUGGUCUAAAUGCUUGCUAUGUGAAGCCCCUCAAUGCCGAAAAGGUCACUGCUGUGCUCAAUGAGCUUAAGAACAACUGAAGUCUAAGAAGGUCAUCUAUAUUGAAGAUCUAGUUUUUAAGUUAUCUAACACAAGUAAAUCAUGACAUUAAGUCAUGUGCUUUAUGUUUUAGUCUGUUUUAGUCUCCUUUAUGAGAGACAUGUUGUUAGUGAACCUAUGGAGUUGAUGUAUCCUCCUUUAAGUUUGAUUAUGAAUAAAAUUGGCUUUAUAUUUCCAUAAA